Molecule: messenger RNA, 2360 nt
Organism: Lingula anatina
Lineage: Eukaryota; Metazoa; Brachiopoda; Lingulata; Lingulida; Lingulidae
Product: galactose mutarotase
Biological process (GO): beta-D-galactose catabolic process via UDP-galactose, Leloir pathway; glucose metabolic process
Molecular function (GO): carbohydrate binding; aldose 1-epimerase activity
Source: RefSeq, a predicted model, not a curated record
AUAGUACUUUGUCAAGUUCGUUUACCAAGCAGCAGCCGGUGCUGAUAAUCUUCUUUAAACACUUGAGUUUACAACGAACCCAGAAGAUGACAACCAUCGAAAAAGGAGCAUAUGGGAAAACGAAAGAUGGAAAAAUUGUAGACAGAUACACUCUUAAGAAUCAGAAUGGCAUGACUGUUGAAAUCAUCACUUUUGGAGGAAUCAUCACUAAAAUCAUUGCCCCAGAUAAAGAUGGAAAAUUAGAUGAUGUUUGCCUGGGCUUUGAUAAUAUGGAAGGUUAUGAGGCAAAGCACCCAUAUUUUGGUGCUCUUGUAGGCAGGGUUGCCAAUCGUAUUGCUGGUGGAAAGUUCACUCUAGAUGGCAAGACUUAUGAACUGGCUGUGAACAAUGGACCAAAUCAUCUGCAUGGAGGGCUCAAGGGAUUUGACAAGGCUGUGUGGACCACCAAUGUAGAGGGGACUAAGCUUCACUUAACUCAUACUAGUCCAGAUGGGGAUGAAGGCUAUCCAGGGGAAAUGACCGUCCAUGUGACGUAUGAAUUGACCAGUGAGAAUGAGCUUAUUCUGGACUAUUCUGCUACCUCAACUAAAGCAACACCCAUUAAUCUGACCAAUCAUGCUUAUUUCAAUCUAGCUGGACAGGGUACAGCCAAUGUUUAUGAUCAUUAUGUCACCAUUAAUGCUGAGACUUUCACACCUAAGGAUGAAAACAGCAUUCCAACAGGUGAGAUUGCCAGUGUUGAGGGCACAGUAUUUGACCUCCGCAAGCCAGUAAGAAUAGGAGACAGAAUUAAUAAUGUUCCUGGAGAUAAGGGUUAUGAUCAUAACUUCUGUGUUGGAGAGAAGAGAGAGAGGAAACACAUUGCAAAAGUUGAGCACAGGGCCAGUGGUCGUGUCAUGGAUGUGUACACAGAGCAGCCGGGAGUCCAGCUCUACACUGGGAACUAUUUGGCAGGAAUCAGUGGCAAAGGUGGUGCCAUCUAUGGACAACAUUCUGCACUUUGCCUUGAGACACAAAAUUACCCAGAUGCUGUAAACAAGCCCAAUUUUCCCAAUGCCAUUCUGAAGCCAGGGGAGACCUACAGACACACCACCUCCUACAAGUUUUCCACUCAGGCUUAAGGCUUUCAUAAGAACCAUUUACAGGUGGUCAUCUACCAGUUAACACCCAUUUUAUAUGUGUUGUUACUAUCAGAUUGGUAUUUUUGAUAACACGAUUUGUUAUAAAGGUUGCCUGGUGACAAUAUGUCUUCCAUAGAUAUGUGUAUGUUUUUAUGUACCUACUUGUUAUCUGCUCUUGUUGCUAAACUCUGAAAAAUUCAUAGUUUAUUUACUAGCAUAUUCAGCAUAUGUGCCUGUUAUGAUGCAGUGCAGUAGUGCAAUUUAUAAAGUGCAAAUAAUGGUGUGCAAUGCUGUUACAUUAUGACGCAUUUUAAAAGGAUUAGUAUUUCCAUGUGUAGUAUGCAAUAAUGUUUCUGAUUUCAUUGCAUGGUUUUAGUGAUUUUUCAUCCUGAAAAAUUUAAAAUAUUCAUGUGUGAUUUGAAGUGCUUUUGGAUUCUUGUAUCAAGUUGGUUGUCAGCGGCUAUUUCAUGCUGUUUGUUAGUCUUAUUGAUAGAUAUAUUUUUUACCAAAGGUUGGAUCUUAAUUUGAUAACAUGUUAUGAUGUGCAAAUUUAAGAUAGUAUCUGAAUUAUACCGAGCAUCAUUUGGGUUUAUAACUUGAUCAGAAAGAAGUUUAUGUCUUAUAUGGUGCUACAAGAAAAUAGAAUGAUAGAUAUAGAUUAAGGUUUUGAUAAUGGUUUGAUGAGUAUAUUUACUGCUGUGUUUAUCAGUAUUACUUUUGUUUUAUAAUAAUAUUAUAACCAUGGUACAGUUCAGCCUGGGUUACUGAUGACUUCAGUCUUCACUUCUCCAUUGUGCCAAGAUAUACGUACUCUUUGAUUAAAGAAAUAUUUUAAAGAAACUGCCAAACUAACAAUGCAGUGGCAUAUAUAUUAUGCAAAUUUUGAUGAUUAAUAUGUCUCCAUUCAACUUACUAGGGGGAAAUAUCUUAAAAAAACGACCCAAUGUUUGAUUUUGAUUGAUUGUUGCGAUAUUGAAAGCUUUUGAAUAUUUUAUGCAUUCAAUUGUAGUGCCUUUGAUUGAUGGAUAAGGCUUGGUAGAAGUUGUAUUUUUUCCGCACCAUCACCGGUGUGCUUGUUAUGUAGGUGAUAGUAAAAAAUUCUACAGAUGAUUAUUUGAGAGCCGCCUACUGCCAUUUACAUUAAAUAUUGAUACAUUGAUAUUUGACAGUACUCCCAAUAUUGUAAACUGUCAUAAAUUUGUCUAUUAAAUUCCCUGAGGAAGAUUGGUAUAGAAAUUA